This is a messenger RNA of Ectocarpus siliculosus, 2309 nucleotides long. Lineage: Eukaryota; Phaeophyceae; Ectocarpales; Ectocarpaceae. The record is from the annotation of a GenBank genome assembly.
AUGGAGGCGCUUGUGAACAUCGCGUAUGACCGCAUCAGCGAGGACAUCAUCCUGCUGUACGAUGCCAUGCGGGCCUAUAACGAGGCCCCGGCUCCUCGACCUGACAUCUCGGCCGUCAUCGCGGCGAUAAGGGGAUCUCUGGCCAAGGAUUCAGAGAAGGCCAUGGGGCACGUCUGGUCCAGAGAAAACAGUAACGAGGGUGGGUUCAGCCAGCGGGGGGAGGAGCUUGACCCCGAUGAAGACGUUUACGGUAGCAACGACAUCAAUAGCAGUCCCUCCGAAAGGUUCGGAGCAGACGACGGGGGCAUGGUGCCCAUGGGAAAGGAGCCGCAGCUGUGGGAGUUCGCGAGGGACGUGGUGACAUCUCUGGUCAGCGACCUUGCGGUGAUUCCGCUGUGGCAAGUCAAGGUCAGCGCCGUGGCCCACAGAGGUCGACUGCCGGAGCUGUGGCCUUUCAUCGGGUACAGAAAGGCAAUGAUGGCCAUCAUCAACGAGGAGGGAACGUCGUCCUUGUUUCGAGGGUGGGGACCCGUCUGUGCUGCCGGCCUCCUCAGGUACUUCCGUCGGAGCAAGCUGCUGUACACGGACUACUACUGGAAAACCACACACCGAGUCACCACGAGGUUCAUCAUGCGAUCGGACAGCUAUAGCCGUCACGUCAACGACCCGGAGGUCUUGGCCCAGACGUACGAGGGAUUCGCCACGAGAAUACUGUGGGCUGGCAUACUUCACCCCUUCGACCUCCUGGCGACGAGGAUGAUGACCGAGUCACGCCCCGAGUACGCCACCGGAACGGCGUCUGUGCGACACGUCCUUAAGCAAAGCGGAUUUGCGGGGCUGUUCCUAGGGGUUAGGUCGUCGAUCUUGAACGUUCUCCUUCCCUUCGGGAACUGGUACCUCCUGGGGGUGCCGUUCUUGAUCAAGACUCGCCGGAUGCUGGAUGGCAUGGAUACAGUGUUCCGAGCCGGCAUGGGCGGAAGUUUGGACAUGGUUCGGGCGAUUUUGAAGGAGGAGGGGCUCGCUGGACUAUUUGCAGGCUACCGUGCGACACUGUGGGGCAUCGGGCCGGCGUUCUUGAGCCUCUGCGGCGCGAGACUGCUGGUUUAUGUCGUUCUGGGCUCUUCCCGCAGAACGAGCGAGCACAGGAGAAGACGUAAUGCACACCUGCGGCAUUUGAUGACGACUUCGCACAGGGAGCAGCAGCAACAGCAGGCCAAGCUCAAGAGCAGUGCCGCAAAGUAGGCGGGCUGGCACGAAGGAGCUUCGAAGAGGGGGGGGAGAUGGUAGAACGGAGAAUGAUAGAUUCCCGGUGAAAAGGGAAGUCGCUCUGUUUUGGAUGGAUUCAUGGGUCCACGGUUUUGUCGGUUGGGGGAUUGUACAACAUACGGUCUGUUGACUGAUGUCGUGAAUUUCUUUGUUAUGAAAUGCUGAUGUACUUUCAUAGAUUGUUUGUGGAGGUCGGUUAAAGAAGGAAUUUGUCAUUAUCGACGUCGCGAAAUGCUUUGAUCGUGAAUUGUCGAAGUUUUUGUGCAAAGAUUGAUUGUGUUGUUUGGGUUGUCAAGGAGUAUGUUGCUGGCGUUAUCAUCAAUUUCUGACAAGUUUGUUGAUUGGUUGUGUUGAGUUUCUUUUUUCGUAUUGUUGACGUCACGUUUGUGGCAGUCCCUCUCUUGGUUGAUUGUGAUUGGCUUGUUGCUUGUCGGCUUCGAUCGGUCAUUGGUCAGGCAAACGAUGGGCCCAACAGCUACAAUUGGAAGCUUCGCAAGCAAGCGUGGGGUGAAUUAGGCCUUGAAGCACCAAGAAAGCACCAAAAAAGUCAAGUACACUCGGGAGCCAAGCGUAAUGAGCCUUGUCAUUUGUUGGAUGCCGGCAACAAGACGACGCUGCUUGUUGUCGAGACCACUCAAACGAAAGAGUGCAGGGCGUGGAAAGGAAAGACUCGACAUCCCCUUCCAGCGACUUGGACGUACCACUCCAGGACGAAGAUCUUGUACAAACAGUCUAUGUUUGUUUCUGUGACAGUUCUACGUAAUGGACAUCGAUCAGUCGAUUUUCGCCCCCCCGACUAGGUAUGUACAUGACAAUCAAUCGUGAUCUUGGAGCUGGCUCUCUCCCGUCAGCAUCGAGACGUAUGCCACGCUUCCCCUGCCCGAACGGCACCACCGACCACCCCUCCCUACGUGGUGCUUACUUGGCGCUUGUUUUUGCUCUCAGGCGAUAGCUUGAGUUGUUACGGACUGCCGUUCGUCUCCUGGUUGUACCGUGUGUCGGUGGGAUGGAUUCCAUACCAUCCUCUUUCGGAAUUCCGUGCU